Molecule: messenger RNA, 723 nt
Organism: Zingiber officinale
Lineage: Eukaryota; Viridiplantae; Streptophyta; Magnoliopsida; Zingiberales; Zingiberaceae
Exons: 1
Coding region: 1-723 (240 amino acids)
Source: RefSeq, a predicted model, not a curated record
AUGAAUCAGGAUGACACUGAUAAUAAGUUGAAUGAUCAAGAACAUAGUGAAUUGAAUGAACUUCACAAUAAAGAUCCAAAACAAUAUGAAAAUGAUAAAGGUGAAGCCAGUAUGCCUAAAAAUGAUAGUGAUGUAGACAUAAAUCAAGUUGAAAGAGGUCCUAGAAAAGAUGAUGGUAUUUUGUUUCCUCUUGAUAAUACCGGAAGAUACUUCAAUCCAUCACAUUAUAAGAGGCAGUUGUCAAAUGGUGAGAAAAGUGAUAGAAGAUGGUUAGUGUAUUCUAUUUCAAUGGACAAGGUCUUAUGUUUCUGUUGCAAAUUAUUCAAGACUCAAAGAACCACAAUGAAACUUGGUAAUCUAGUUGAUGAAGGAUACAAGGAUUGGAAGAAUAUCAGUCAAUGUCUCAAUCUUCAUGAAACUAGUAAAGAUCAUAUUGAUUGCAUGACUAGUUGGAUUGAAUUAGAAACAAGACUUCGAAAGAAAAAAACAAUUGAUGAAAAUAUGCAAGUAGCAAUUAACAAAGAGAGAGAACAUUGGAAACAAGUAUUGAAAAGAAUAAUUGUAGUUGUGCAAAGAAUUGCAAAAAAUAAUUUGGCACUCCGGGGAGAUAAUGAGAAGCCCCUUUAUGUUGAGAAUAAUGGGAUCUUUUUGCAGCUAAUUGAAAUGAUUGUUGAAUUUGAUCCAAUAAUGGAGGAACACCUUCGGCGUGUUCGAGAAAAAUAG